Messenger RNA from Pseudoliparis swirei, 3215 nucleotides. Its product is annotated as dipeptidyl peptidase 4-like. The transcript has 23 exons. Lineage: Eukaryota; Metazoa; Chordata; Actinopteri; Perciformes; Liparidae. Gene Ontology annotation, biological process: proteolysis. The record is from RefSeq and is a predicted model, not a curated record. Gene Ontology annotation, molecular function: dipeptidyl-peptidase activity; serine-type endopeptidase activity. The coding region runs from base 419 to 2959 and encodes 846 amino acids.
GAAUAACUGGCCACACCCCUGGAAUAGUGGACCUAUAAGCAGCUGCUAACUUAUUUUUCUUUCUCUAAUUUUUUUAAUUAUCUUUAUUUAAAAUGAACCAUGUACAGUUACAACAUACAUGUCACCAUGACGCACUGAACCAGAUUGUCGCUCCACAGCUCGUUUGCAUCUGUCGUCCCCUGACAGUCCAUAACACAACAACUUCCUCAAACACCAGCGGCAUGAACAUCUGGCCCACUUGACCGCGCUGCGCAUUUAUUGUCCCCACCUUUGAAACUUCGGGUGAGAUAAUAUUUAACGAGCAAAAAGCCAGCGAGUCGCAUAACUCAAAAGUACAGCCUCCGCGCGCGCGUGCCCGAUUGGCUUGGGAUUCAGACGGUGAUCUCGGUCGCACGCUUUCACCACAGCGCGGAAAACCAUGGUUUGUUGUUUUUGUGUUAAUACUCACAUAUCAGGUGUUUCAUGUGCAGGGCAGGGGAGCAUUUCUGAGGUGUGCGGUCCGCUCCACUGUGCGCAGGUUUCCAUCGCCAAGGUGAUCCUCGGAGUGGUCGGGCUUGGAGCGGUCGUCACUCUGAUCGCGGUACCCAUGUCGAUAUUCUUGAAAGAGGGGGAGAAGAGAAACACAAGAUCGUUUACCCUGGAGGACGCCUUCAACAGCUCACUGAAGCCAAAGUCUGUCAGCAUGAAGUGGAUCUCAGAUUACGAGUAUCUGAAUAAAUCCGAGGGGUCAGUCUUCCUCCAGGAUGUGGUCACAGGAGCGUCAUUGAAGCUCUUGAGCAAAGAAGAGUUUAGCGAAAAAGGCGCUUAUGACUACCAGCUGUCCGCUGACCGCGCAUAUGUGGCAUUCAUGAGCAAUCGUACCAAGCGGUGGCGGCAUUCAUUCACAGCUACAUACUCACUCUAUGACCUCAAAUUGAAACAAUUCCUUCAACCCGCUGACAUUCCUGAAGAAACCCAGUACUUUUCCUGGGCUCCCGAGGGGAACAAGCUGGCCUAUGUAUGGAAAAAUAAUGUGUAUAUAAAGACCGGCCCCAGGCUGCCAUCAAAGCAAGUCACUUUCAAUGGCGUGGAGAAUCUGAUUUUGAAUGGUAUCCCGGACUGGGUGUAUGAGGAGGAGAUGUUCUCAUCCAAUCAGGGCCUCUGGUGGUCGCCUGGAGGGAAGUACGUGGCUUACGUUGAGACCAACGACACCGACGUCCACAACAUAGAGUACUCGUGGUACGGCGAGAACCAGUACCCCAGCACCGUCUCCAUUCGAUACCCAAAGCCUGGAACUCCCAACCCGACCGUGAAGCUGUUUGUUGUGGACGCUGAUAACACAACGGACGUCUCGGAGGUCGCUAUCCCAGAACCCUUUGGCUCAAGUGAGCACUACUUGGCGACCGUUACUUGGGCAACAGAUGAAAGUCUAGCUGUCCAAUGGCUGAAGAGAGUCCAGAACCACCUCCUCCUUCAGAUCUACACUUUUAGUGGAACCAGCUGGGUUCCUGGUGAGCAUCUGAAGAUGAAGAGCCCCACGGGUUGGAUUGGACGGUUCUCUCCAUCAGAACCGGUGUUCGACGUGGACAAGAACAGCUACUACCUUGUGAUGAGCAACACCGACGGGUACAAGCACCUCCAUCACGUGGUCGGGGAAGUAGCCACAGCGCUCACCUCGGGGAAAUGGGAAAUCAUUGACAUUCUGAAGGUGACGGCAGAUAGUGUAUAUUAUUCAAGUAACCAGGAUGGUGGCCGGCCAGGAGGGAGGAAUGUUUACAGGUGGACCACACAAGACCCAAACAAGUGUCUGACCUGUGCGUUACGCAGAGAGGACUGUCAGUACAAUUCGGCCUACUUCAGCCACAACGCCUCCUUCUACCGCCUCAGCUGCAGCGGUCCCGGCAUUCCUUUCUAUUCUUUCAUGGAUACCAGAAUUGAUAAAGAGCACAUUGUUUUGGAGGAAAAUAAAGUAUUCAGCAGCCUAAUAUCUGACAUCCAGAUGCCAUCUGUCCGCCGCCACUACAUCCCGCUGGGAGGAUUCAAUCUCUGGUACCAGAUGCUUUUGCCUCCAGGUUUUGACGAAUCCAAGAAGUACCCUUUACUACUAGAUGUGUACGCCGGUCCCUGCAGUCAAAAAGUCGACUUCAUCUACCGGGUGGGCUGGUCCACCUACCUGGCCAGCACCGAGAAAGUCAUCGUCGCCAGCUUCGACGGAAGAGGAAGCGGUUACCAAGGCGACAAGUUAAUGCACGCCAUCUACAAAGGUCUGGGAACCCACGAGGUGGAAGAUCAGAUAACAGCCGUCAGGGAAUUCAUCAAACUGGGCUACAUUGACAAAGACAAAGUUGCAAUUUGGGGCUGGUCUUACGGUGGGUACGUGGCAUCGAUGGCGUUGGGAUCUGGAAGUGGAGUUUUCAAAUGUGGAAUGGCGGUCGCUCCCGUGUCCAAAUGGGAAUAUUACGGUAAGCGUCUUCACGUUUACCUCCUCCUCCUCACACACUCACGUUUACACACAAUAUCUGCAUCUCUGGUUAUUCCAGAUUCCAUCUACACAGAGCGCUACAUGAUGCAGCCCUCAGAGAACAAUCUGGGCUACAGCAACUCCACGGUGACUGCCAGGGCCAAGAAUUUCCAUUCAGUGCAGUAUCUCCUGGUUCAUGGAACAGCCGACGACAAUGUUCAUUUCCAGCAGGCGGCCGAGAUCUCUGAAGCUCUGGUGGAGCAGCAGGUGGACUUUGAGGCGAUGGUGAGUCAUCUGGGGGAAGCAAACGGCUCGGUGUCAUUUCACGAACACGUUGCGUUCUGCGCUCUUCUUUCAGUGGUACACGGACAAGGACCACGGGCUGGGCGGCUCGGCCUACAAACACGUCUACACACACAUGAGCCACUUCCUCCAGAGGUGCUUUGCAUGAGCUCCACUGCAUCGCUUUCAAAAAUUGUGGAUACAAUCUUUAGUUUUAAAUGCAGCCUUGAUUAUUAAUGCUACAAACGCCUGAAAAGUAAAAAAUGGUACAUGUCAUAAUAUAUUCACGAAAUUGUUUUGUCUUAAAAAAAAAUGCUCCUAACGACGGGGAAACAACAGAGACAUGAUAAUGAAAGUAUACUUGUACUACUGGAGUGUACAGUGGGACUAUUGGAUUAAGUUAUACACAGAAACCAUACUUUUAUACAGUUUUACCAAACGUAUGUGAUUGUCCGAUUGUUUUAUAAAAUAAUAAAGAAUUAAAUAAUGAGAA